AUGGCGUUUGUUGGAACUGAUAUUUCCGGCUUGCCAUCAAUUAAGCAAUGUUCUUGGUCUCAUUUUCAGAACAUUAUUGCUGUCAUACCGAGUGAUGGCAGCGUCCAUUUUUAUUCGGAUAAUGGAAAUGAAUCUUCAUUUCCUGCAAUUUCCAGAAAUGCACAAGCAACAGCAAUUGAAUGGUGUCCAAAUUGCGAUGUCCUUGCCAUUGGUUGGAAUGAUGGUUUCGUUACAGUUUGGAAUAAUGGAAAAGUUCAAAAUUCGUCUCAAUCAUUAAAAGCAUCUAUCAACUUACUUAGCUGGCAUUCGACAAUCCCCAUCUUUUUAUCAGCCGCAGAAAACGGAAAUGUGAUUGCUUGGGAUGGAUCUUCUGCUCCACGCCAAAUAUACAUGGCAAAAGGCAAAAAUCCAUUUGCUAAAGCCGCUUGGAUCCAUAAGGAAAUGCUCUACGCCUUUCUUGCAGAUAUUGAUGGACAUUUAUUCGGUUUUGAAAACAAUACAUCCGGAAAUCUUGUUGAAAUUUGCGAUUGCCCAGUUCCAAUACAUUCGUUGACAAUAAUGCCUGCAGCCAAUAAGCUUCUUAUCAUUUCCGGAGAAAAUAUAUUAUCUCAAUAUUCCCUUCCACCAUCGAUUUCUAAACAAUCUCAAGUCAAAUUAAACGUCGGUGACGUUCCAACAUUGAUUAAACUCAAACCAGAUACGAUUUGCUACGCAAUUGGAAAUACAAUUAACAUAUCUAACGUUAACUCAGAUGAUACACAGAUUUUACGUACUCCAAACGAAGAAAACGUCACUUCUCUUUACUUCGAUGCCAUCGAUGCUGUUCUAUAUGCAACAACAGCACUCGGACACAUAAUUUCCUUCAGAUGCACAAUGAAAGGCAUCAAUAUGAAGGCUGGCUGGGCCGCACCAGUCAUUAAAGACCUCGGCAGUAAGGUUGAAUCAGCUCUUUGGUCACAAUCUUGCACAUCAUUUGUUGCAACAGCAAAUGGUCGUCGUCCUCUUAUUUUCAGACACGUUUUAACACGUACGCUAUCAAAUAAAGAGGUUACUGUAUGGAUGAGUGAUCCAAAAACCUUAGUUUCUGGUAAUGGCAGAAGUAUCAAAUCAAAUCAAGUCAUUGAGUCCAUAAGUUCAAGCGGAUCCCAUGUUUUAGUAUCCACAGCCACACAAAACUCGAUUUACGCAGUCAGAAACAGCGAACUCACUCCAUUUAGAGAUAAUAUCACUACAAACACUCCGUUUACCACCAUUUACAACGAAAGUACUUACGAAGUCACUGGGCAAAGCCUCCUCAUCCGAAAUCUCCAAGGCGUUGUCAAACAAACGAUUUCAUUAGGUACUACUGCAAAAGUAACACAUUUCGUAGCCAAUGGAGCAUAUUUAUGCAUUGUUACUGAUGAUCUCUGCAUUUUCCUGUUCAAAACUCUCCGCAGGCAGCCAGAUCUCCAGUUUUCAACAAUGUUUUGGGCUGAUUACGAUACCUUCCGCAUCAGAGACGUUUCUGUUUCAUGUGGAGGUUUCUGCAUCUCUUUAACCAUCGAUAUCUUCGAAGACGACACUUGGAAACCUGCCCCUGAUUUAUACCUUCAUUCCCCCCAAUUUGACAAAACCGUUUCAAUUCCAUUUGACGGAAAAGUACCAAAAGAACAUUCCUGGGACAAUGAAGAUCCUCGAUUAUUAUGUGUACAAGUUGUUCCAUAUUCGAAUACAUUUGAAUCGAAACUGACUGGAUCACAAGUUUUUCCUCUGUUUGUUGCUGAUUCUCUUGAAGUUUUCAGACAAACACCUUUGACUGUUGAUGAUUCCAGGCAUCUUUGCGGUGUUGAUCUUCCUAAUGUCCUCAUGACUGAUUACUCCAGCGCGCCAGGAUAUUCAGUUCUUCCUCAAUUCGAAGGUUUAGACAAUGUUGACGAAGAAUCAAAGAAAGCAUUGAUGGAACUGAACUUCCACUUGGCAACAGGAGACAUUGACGCCGCAUUCAAUGCAAUCAGAGGUAUUAAUAACAAGAGAACAUGGAGAUCUUUGGCACAAACAUGCGCUCAAAUGAGAAGAAUCGAUUUGGCAGAUUUAUGUUUCGGAAAAAUGGAAGAUGGCGGAAGUGCAAUUUUACUUCAUCAAGCAAGAACUAAAGGGGAAAGCGAUGUAGACGCAAUGGUUGUUGUCGACACACAGUUAGGUAUCUACAAUGAAGCUAAAGAUGUCGCAAAGGCAAACAGAAGAUUCGAUCUCCUCGCAAAAGUCUCUCAAAGCCAAGGAGAUUUUCCUGAAGCACUAAAAAUUGCGACAACUUCUGACAGAAUUCACAAGAGAUCUAUUGCGUACCAAUACGCGAGAAGUCUUGAAAUACACGGCGAAAUGGAUGAAGCUGUGAAGAAAUACGAAAAAUCAGGAACUCUUGGCGAUGAAUUACCAAGAUUAGCUGUGCAAAGUGAUGAUUUCAAAUUAAUCUUUAAUUACGUUGAAGAAAGGAAUGUUUCUGAUGUUCCAAAACAAAUUUUAUUAUGGCUCGCGAGGUUUUUCGAAGCGCACAACCAAGUGGAACUCUCUCUCAGAUACUACGAGUACGCGGGCGCAUCAACAGAAUACGUCAGACUCCUCUGCAUCAACGGACAAUGGGAAGAAGCAUCGAAAUACGUGAAAAAGAGUCGCCAAAGAAGUGUAAUUUGCCAGUACGCGAGACUUUUGAUGAGGAAAGUGGACUAUUUGACGGAGAAGAACGAAAUGGAACAAGCGAAUAAGCUGAAGCACGAAGUCAUUGAGCAGUUCAGAAGAGCAAGACAGUUCGGACAAGCGAUGGCUUAUGCUUUGGACAAAGAAAUGGUAGAUGACAUUUUAUCUCUUUCUUUCUCAGCACCACAAACAACUGUUUGCAAGGCCGCACAGUGGUUUGAGUCCCAGAAAGAGAUAAAGAACGCAAUCCUCUUGUACUCAAGAGCAGGAAGAUUAAACAGAGCGUUGACAUUGUGCUUCAAGAACAAACAAUACGACGCUUUGGAUGAAAUCUCUGAUUCUUUGACAGCAAAAACAGAUUCUUCAGUUUUAAUUCGAUGCGGAAAAUAUUUUGUCGAAUCAGAAAGAUGGUCAAGAGCUGCACAAUGUUAUGCUCUUGCUCAGCAAUUCGACAUUGUCAUCGAAUUAUGUAACCAACACAACAUAAAGAUCUCUCAAAAUGUCAUCCAACAAUUGUCUGAAAAUGCUUCUUCAGAUGAAGAAGUUCUCAAGAGAUUUGCCGCUCUUUGCGAACAACAAAGAGAUUUCACAACAGCGUCAAAGCUCUAUCUCAAGCUAAAGGACUAUUUGGCAUCAAUCAAAGUCUUAAUCAGAGCUGGAGAUACUCAAAAAGUUGUGAAAUUUGCAAAAACAUUCAGAAGAAGAGAAGGAUACAUUUUGGCCGCAAACUACUUGCAAACAUUGUCUACACAUGAUAAUCCACAAGUGUUUGAGACAAUCGUCGAUUUCUAUAACAGAGCAGGAGCUCCUGAUAAAUUGGCAAGGUUCUAUGAAUCAGCAGCUCAAGUUGAAAUUGACGAAUACCAGAAUUAUUCGAAAGGUUUGGAGUUGAUACAGAAAAGUAUCGAAGUUUUGGAUGUAACGGAAGGAAUGAAGAACAAAGAAACAAUCAUGAAAUCAUUAGUUAUGAAAACUAAGCUGAUUUCGCUCUACAUCCAGGCAACUCAGUUAGUUCAAACUGAUUCAAAGAAGGCAAUCGCAAUUUGUGUGGAAUUGUUGAGAACAAAGGAAAUUGAAACUUGUUUGAGAUCUGAUGACGUUUACAUUUUGAUGGUUCAAUGCUAUGUGGCACAAGGAAACUUCAAGAAUGCGUAUAAGAUUCUUGAAGACUUGAGAGGAAGUGGAACUGAUAUCACGUGGUUUUUGGAUAUCAACGAAAUUGACAAAAUUUAUAACGCUGCUGGACAGAAAUAUGAUGGUCCUAGAGGAGACCAACACGGUAAUGACUAUGAUGAUAUUGAUGACGCUGAUAUCGAUGAUAUAGGUGCUUAA
Messenger RNA from Trichomonas vaginalis G3, 4005 nucleotides. Its product is annotated as ift140/172-related cilium protein family. NCBI's taxonomy places the organism in Eukaryota, Parabasalia, Trichomonadida, Trichomonadidae. Gene Ontology annotation, molecular function: protein binding. The transcript has a single exon. The record is from RefSeq and is a predicted model, not a curated record. Gene Ontology annotation, cellular component: intraciliary transport particle A; ciliary basal body; axoneme. Bases 1 to 4005 code for a protein of 1334 amino acids. Gene Ontology annotation, biological process: intraciliary retrograde transport.